Messenger RNA from Parasteatoda tepidariorum (common house spider), 1753 nucleotides. RefSeq names its product xaa-Arg dipeptidase. The record is from RefSeq and is a predicted model, not a curated record. Gene Ontology annotation, molecular function: dipeptidase activity. NCBI's taxonomy places the organism in Eukaryota, Metazoa, Arthropoda, Arachnida, Araneae, Theridiidae.
UAAAUCUCUCAUCCCUCCCAGUCCACUUUUCACAAUUUUCAUAGAUAGCUGAGAAGCCGCAGAAAGUUGUUUAAUUUCAUUUAAUUUCGUUCUUGAGAAAGAUUUCGUUAAAUAUCUAUACAAUUCAAAUGGAGAAAAAAUUUCUUGAAGUUGUUGAUUCUUCCAUAAAUAACGAAGCAAAGCUUUUAAAUCGAAUAAGUGAAGAAAUUUGGAAAAAUCCUGAAUUGAAAUUCGAGGAAAUUGCUGCUCAUAAAUUAUUAACUGAUGCUUUAAUUGAAAAAGGAUUUUCUGUGAAGAAAAGCUUCGUAUUACCAACUGCCUUUAUAGCUGAAUUCGAUUCAAAAAAACCUGGGCCAGUUGUGGCAACCAUUUGUGAAUAUGAUGCCCUUCCCGAGGUAGGACAUGCCUGUGGACAUAACUUAAUUGCUGAAUCUGGAUUUGGAGCUGGUCUUGCUAUAAAAGCUGCCAUGACAACAUACCCAGAAAUACCUGGGAAGGUUGUAGUGAUUGGCACGCCAGCUGAAGAAGGAGGCGGUGGAAAGAUUAAGUUGAUUAAUGCAGGUGUUUUUAACGAUGUCGAUGUAGCUUUAAUGGUUCAUCCGGCUCCAAAUGAUCAUCUAUUUCCACCCUUCAUUGGAAUUGAAAGAAUGACCAUUACAUUUACUGGAAAAGAAUCUCAUGCUUCAGGGUAUCCUUGGGAAGGGCUAAAUGCCUUAGAUGCUGUUGUCGGGUGUUAUAAUAAUAUAGCACUUCUCCGACAACAAAUAAAGCCAACAUGUAAAGUCCAUGGCAUCAUUACUAAAGGAGGUGACGCAGCAAAUAUCAUACCUGGUUUGACUGAAAUGAUAUUGUAUAUUCGAGCUGCUACAACAUUUGACAUGCAGAGUUUGAAAAAGAGAAUUGAAGCCUGUAUUAAAAGUGCAGCAUAUGCUACAGGAUGUCAAGAAGAAAUUAAAUACUUUGAUGAAGAAAACUAUCAAAGUUUGAUGACAAAUAAACUACUUGCUGAAAUAUAUAAAGAAUAUGCUGAAGGAUUUGGUGUUAAGUUUGAUGAUGGCAAUCCGAAAGUAAUACCAUUCAUGGCAUCAUCAGAUAUGGGAAAUGUAUCACAUACAGUACCAAGUAUCCACCCAUGUUAUUCUAUUGGAACAAAUGCAGCAAAUCAUUCCAAGGCUUUUACACAAGCAUCUGGCACCAAAGAAGCACAACUGGCAACUUUAAUAACUUCCAAAUCGAUGGCCAUGGUAGGGUUGAAGGUUUUAUGCGAUCAAGAGUUCUUGAAAAAUGUUAAAGAUCAAUUUGAACGUGACGUCCGAGAAGAUGCUGCUGCACCUUGAAUUAUUAAGAUGUUGUAUAUCUUUUGAGCUUCUAAUGAUUUAUUGUACUGACGAUUUCUUUUGAACGAAAUAUACAAAUUGUUCAAACUAUUCACAGUUUUAUUUAUCUAUGAAUAUUGUUCCUAUCACUAAGCAAUUGUUGAAAUCUAUUUAGCUAAUUAAUGUUUCUAUGAUCUGUGUGGAUUCAUACAAAUUUUAAAAUGUUUUAGAAAUUGUUCAAUCAAUUUAUGUCUUGUGGUAUUUUAAAUGAAGAGUUGCCAUAUUUUUAUCAAUGUUAUUUGACAGUUUUUAGCAUUGCUAAAACGACUUUACUCCUAUAUUUUAUUUGUUAUAGCAUUUUAUUGAAACUGUUUUGGAAAUCUUAUGAUAUAUACAGAUUGUCUUAUUUAAGAUAAUAAAUUAUUUUGAUAUUGAAA